Mastomys coucha (southern multimammate mouse) is the source of this 5072-nucleotide messenger RNA. It is a transcript of the gene Sh2d4a, whose product is annotated as SH2 domain containing 4A. Gene Ontology annotation, cellular component: cytoplasm. The coding region runs from base 541 to 1809 and encodes 422 amino acids. Lineage: Eukaryota; Metazoa; Chordata; Mammalia; Rodentia; Muridae. The record is from RefSeq and is a predicted model, not a curated record. Gene Ontology annotation, molecular function: phosphatase binding. The transcript is spliced from 9 exons.
ACAGCGCUCUAGACUAACCAAGGACUAGUGGCCUUGCUGUCGCUGGACCAAGGCAGCCAAGCCUUGCCUACUGGCCCUGGAGCGCCUCCAGCACCCGGGUGGGGCCUUGAGGGAGCGCCCAGUCAGUCACCCCAGCAUGUGGGCGCGGCGGGGCGGGCCAGGGCUGCGAUCUGGACGCCGAGUGUCCUUCUGGGCCCGAGUGUUUGUCCAGACGGCCCGCGCGGCUGGGUCUCUGCGCGGCUGGGUCUCUGCCUGUCCUCCCUUCUCUUCCUGGACAAUUGCAAUAGUAGACAAUCUGGAGGUGGCAGGUGCUUGAGCCACCUUGCUCCGGGUCCUGAGCAGGUUUGUCCACGUUCACUGACCAGCAUUUAUUACAGACACCGCUCUGCUGAUUUCCUGCUGUCGGAGGCGUAAUUGCUGGGCUGUUCAAGUCUCUGGGAAGGUAGAGCGGUGCCCAAGCUCCUGGCUGCUGGAAGCAAACCGACAAGUCCUUUCCAAGAACUUCUGCUGCAGGUGGAGAAGUUCCUGUGAGCGGCAAAGAUGUUGAGGCAGAUACUGUCGGAUAUGUUCAUAGACCCUGACCUGCUGGCAGAGCUCAGCGAAGAGCAGAAACAGAUCUUGUUCUACAAGAUGAGAGAGGAACAGAUCCGACGGUGGAAAGAAAGAGAAGAGGCCAUGGAAAGAAAGGAGUCCUUGCCAGUGAAAUCCAGGCCAAAAAAAGAGAAUGGCAAGUCUGUCCAUUGGAAGCUGGGCGCUGAUAAGCAGGUGUGGGUUUGGGUAAUGGGCGAGCACCAUCUGGACAAACCCUAUGAUGUGCUGUGCGAUGAGAUCCUUGCUGAGAGGGAGCACCUGAGAGCAGUGAAGGAUGCAGAGCUCAGGAAAGCUCAGUCUCUUGAACUCACAAAUAGCUUAAAAAUAAAGUCACAGAACUGUGAUCUGCAAGCACCGAAGAAGACAGAGCCUCAGAAUGUCACCAGGAAAGCAGCUUCAGAGGAGGCAUCAGGUCAAGGACCCAGAGCGAUACCAACCAGGAAGGAUGACAAAGCCCAAACUAAAGAUCUCAUAAAGAAGAAAGAUGAUGAAGAAGUGAAACAGACAGAGGAUGAGAAAACCAAACAGAUAUACAAGAGCUGGAAAGAAGACUCCGAAUGGCAAGCAUCUCUGCGAAAAUCUAAGGCAGCUGAUGAGAAGAGACGCUCCUUAGCUAAACAAGCACGGGAAGACUAUAAGAGGCUAUCUCAAAGGGGCAGGAGUGGUGACGGACUGCAGAACCCACUGACUAGUCCACAGAAGCCCAGAAGACCUCCUCUUCCUCCGAAGCCCCAGUUCCUACAGCCGCUGGGAAUCCCUCCAAAGUCUUUAGGGAAUCAGGGAGUGAUAAGGACCGAGACCGGCUCCACCCAGAAGGAUACCAUCCGAUGGUUCAAAGAGGAACAGCUGCCGUUCCGUGCAGGUUACCAGAAAAACUCGGACACCAUUGCUCCCUGGUUUCAUGGGAUUCUCACAUUAAAGAAAGCAAACGAACUUCUGAGCACAGGCGUGCCGGGCAGUUUUCUGAUCCGAGUCAGUGAAAAGAUCAAGGGCUACGCCCUGUCCUACCUGUCCGAGGAAGGCUGCAAACAUUUCCUCAUAGAUGCUUCUGCCAACUCUUACAGCUUCCUGGGUGUGGACCAGCUGCAGCACGCUACCCUGGCAGAUUUGGUUGAAUACCACAAGGAGGAGCCCAUAACCUCUCUGGGGAAGGAACUACUUCUGUACCCCUGUGGUCAACAAGACAAGCUACCGGACUACCUGGAGCUCUUCCAGUGACAACUCCCAUCCAGACCAGCCUCCAGCCUCCAGCUGGGUUCUGCUCCGAACAGACACCUCUGAGAUGGACAUUUGUGUGUGAUGCCAAAAUCUCUCUGUGGCAGAGCCAACAGUGAACAAUGUCUGUGAGGUCUUCAUUGAAGCCUGUCUUCUGCAUAAAUGCUGGAUUCAGUUUAAAGAGAUAUUACCUCUCUCUCACCCUCAUUCUGAAAGGAAAAGGGAGAAAGGUACCCACGUCAGCAACAUUCUAAUAUGAAGGAUAGGACCUUGAAGGAUAUGACCAUAAUGAUGUAUAUACGAUAAAAAGGACAAGGCUACACUGAAAUAUUUUUAGCAAUUAAGAUGUUACUUUAAAAGAACAAGUAAACAAUUUCAUGAUCUACACACUCCCUUUUUGUUAUUCACUCAAAGGUCUCGGUAUUCUGUGCGUAUGAACUUUCAUCUUGGCUUUAGAAUGGUGGAAAAAUGUCCCCACUGAGGGGUGAGAUUGUCUUCAAAAGACCACCCUUUUUGUGUCUUUUGGAAUGAGGAUAUAGAAGACAGAAGAGAAAGACCCAAGUGUAAAUUGAAAGGCAAGUUUUACGACUUGGGAUGAGAGACUUACCAUAUACAAACAAACAAACAAAACAAAACAAAAGAAAAAAAAAGAAAAACAACCAAAGGUUUUAGUGUGACAGUAACCCUGAGUGUGGGUUGGAAUAUGCUUGGCCCAUAGGGAGUGGCACUAUUAGGAGGUGUGGCCUUGUUGGAGUAGGUGUGGCUUUGUUGGAAGAAUGUGUCACUGUGGAGGUAGGUUUUGAGACCCUCCUCCUAGCUGCCUGAGAAAUGUAGUCUUCUGGUUUCCUUGGGAACAAGAUGCAGCACUCUCAGCUACUCCUCAGCCAUACCGGCAUUGAUGAUAAAGGACUGAGCCUUGGAAUCUGCGAGCCAGCCCCAAUUAAAUGUUGUUCUUUAUAAGAAGAGUUGCCUUGGCCAUGGUGUCUCUUCACAGCACUGGAAACCCUCACUAAGACACCUGAGUAAUCUUAGAGUUUGUUUCUUCACUCUGCUCUUCCUCCCUCCCCUCUAUCUGAAAGUAAAUAUAAAGGAUGCUGUGCAUGGCCAUGUGAGGACUUGUGUGGUCAGGAUACCAAGAGAAGAACAGAAUAAAUGAGUAGUUCAGAUACCACCCAUUGAGGGUUCUCCCACACCAAAAAUACGUGAAGUCCUGACACCCACCCCCCUCGAGUAUGAACUGAAAUAGAAAUAGAAUCUUUUCAGAAAAGAUAAGUAAGAUAGGCCCCAAAUCUAAUGAGUUUCAUCUGCAUAAGAGAGGAAGAUAUAGAAAAAGACAAACAGAAGGAUGAAGAUCAAAGGACCACAGAAACAGACAGUAGAGUGAUGUAGCUGGGAUCAGGGGAUGGUGGGGAUUAUGAAAGGCAGCAGGACCCAGGGCCAGAUUCUUCCUAGAACUCUAGAAGGAAACAUGGUUUUGUUCAUACUUGUUUGUACCUUUAUGUAAGCCUUCUAGGCUUUAGAAUUGUGAGAUAAUAACCCUCUAAAUCACGGAAUACAUGGCAACUUUUUACAGCAGCCUCAGAAAACUAGUACAAUAGUUUAUGUAACCAUGUAUCCCGAACGAGUUUCAUGGACUUGUUUUUUGCUGCAUAGCGUGUACCUUCAAGAGGAAAUAAAAGUAGGAUAUGGGAAUAAGACCCCAAGUAAUGCUGACUAGCCCUGGGACACAGAUUUAAUCAUCAAGUAAUCUACCCUGCAUUAUCCUUAAAUCAAAACCUCCAUCCAUUCCUAGGCCAGCAUCAAUGAGGCGAGGCCAACCUCUGGAUGCUGAGCAGGGCAUCUGUGAGUCACUCAGCAUCCUUUUUCCUGGGAGGGAGUUACUUGGCCCAUCGCUAAGCCUAUCAGUGCCAGCUUUCUUUUAACUUGGCCUUUUAACUAAAGUAGAUGGCACUGCAGUCUGCCCUUUGUGUGACUCAGUAAUUCCAAAGCACAAUGUACCAAAGUAGAGGCUGAUGUGCACUCUAGUGGGAAAAUUUUGAAACUCAGAUUAAAGCCAACUGUUUCUUGAAAUAUUCCAUUGUAUUAUUAAAUUUAUAUAUGUCUCUGCCAUUUCCCUGUGUUGUAACAUGGCUCAGAAUCUCCACUUUUUCCUGAUUAUUUUGAAUAGGCACUUUACCCAUCUAAGUUAGUUACUUUUCCUCAUUGUGGUGACAAACAUACCUGACAAAAGCAACUUAAGGAAGGAAGGAUUUAUUUCCGGGGUGUGGUGUGAAAGUGCCGUCCAUCAAGAUGGGAAGGCAUGGUGGUAGGGCAGCUGUGGCAGCUUGUCACAUAGGACCCACAUUUUAGGAAGCAGAGAGAGAUGACAGCUCUCUCCUUUUUUAAUCAGUCUGCAACCCCAGCCCAUGGAUAGUAUUGCACGCAUCCAGGGGAGGGCUUCCAUCUUUGGCUAAAUCUGUCUGGGAACACCAUCACAAGCAUAACAGAGGUGUUUUCUCACAGUGAACCUAAAUCCAACCACAUUGACAAGAUGAAGCAUCACACUCUCCGUCUUAGUUUGUGUUUCAUUUCUGAGAAGGGACAUCAUGACGAUGGCAACUCUUACAAAGGACAACAUGUCACUGGGGCUGACUUACAGAGGUGAGGUCUGUUAUCAUCACAGCAGGAAUCAUGGCAGCAUGCUGGCAGACCUGGUGCCUGAUGUGUUGAGAGUCCUACCUUCUUGAUCUGCAGGCAGCAGAAGGGGAUUGCCUCCCACAGGAAGUCAGAGAGGAAGCUCUCAUUCCUUGUUCGGCACAACCUGAGCACAGGAGCCUCAAAGCCCACCUGCAUAGUGACACACUUCCUCCCACAAGGCCACACCUAUUCUUAACAGUGCCAACUUCCCGUGGGCCAAGCAUAGUCAACCACCACACUGCUCAAUCCUCAGUUUUACUGCUCAGGAAUGGUCUUUGAACUGAGUGACCUCUAUUUUCCUCCAGCUCUGAAAGCAUAAGGAUCCGUGUUCUGUUACUCAGUGGAAUGAAUUGAAAGUAUCCUUCAAUCGCUGAUAAUUUUGAAGACAUUUGAGACUCCAGCAUUAUCCUCUUCCUAAAAUUGUAUUGUAGGCAAUAAGUGUGGCUGUGUCCAAAUGUAUUUGUGUUAAGCAACCGAAAGAAGACUAAGAAACAGCUCAAUCCAGUUAACCUGAUGUAUUACCAGGAGGUGUACACUCAGAGUUCUGUAGUGUUUUUUUCUUACCGGUUAUAAACAUGCAGAGGAAUAAA